AGGUUUACGACUACACAUCUUCCUCGCAUUCUGCAACACUAAAGGAAUCCCCAGCACUGGUAACAUCCAGAUGGUUGCCUGCAGAUUCAAGUGAACGCCGAUCUGAGUACGUUUGCGCCACACAGUAGCUAUCCGGAAGAUGGUGCGGGAGUGGCUCAGAGGGACCCAUCAGCCGGGAGACACAGGAUAAAUUUCCGGGGCGUCCACACCAUGGGCACGUUCUGUUGGACUGCGCAAAUCUGGCUCCUCAUGGCGGCGGCAGCAGCGGCAGCGGCAGACAAUGAGACGUCCACUGCGCCACUUCCGGAAGCAGAGCCGGCACUGUCAGCGGUCACCACGGUCCCGCCUCCGGCUACGCCCCUCUCUGCCAUGAUGUGGUCAGUCCAGGCACUAACAAGCACUCUGCCACUAACCACGCUUCCUACAACUGCACCCACCACGGCAACGUACACAGUUGCACCAGACGUGGUAACAACUCGCGUGACGCAUCAUAACUUACCCUGGAUACCAUCAGUGCACCAUCAUCACCAAGGGACGCGUUGGGGCCCCUAUUUCGAAGAAGGGGCGGAGCCGCAGAAUGUGACUGCACGAGUUGGGUCCACCGUACGUCUGGACUGCAAGAUCGGCAUGCUACAUGACAAGACGGUCACAUGGAUGCACCGGAGGCAUGACUCUAUGCACCUGCUAACGGUUGGUCGGCAUGCGUACAGUACGGACCAAAGAAUCACGCUCAGUUUCCGUUAUCCCAACAACUGGCGACUGGAAAUCAAGUACGUGACCCGACGUGACGAGGGCCACUACGAGUGCCAAGUGGCGACGCACCCUCCGCGGGUCAAGAAAGUGUUCCUCAAUGUCACAGCCCCGGAAGUGGUGAUCAUGGACGAGAACAACCACGAGGUGUCGGAGAGGUACUACAAGGCAGGCAGUGCUGUGGAACUCACGUGCAUCGCGACCCAAGUGGAGGAGCCAGGCGACUUCGUCAGCUGGCGUCACGGUGACGUUGCUCUCGCGAAGGGAAUAAGUAUGAACGUGAGUCUGAGUGCUGGCAGUGUGGCCACCACACUCACAGUGGACCACGCUCUGAAGCAGCACUCUGGCAACUACACAUGUGCAGUUGGAAGUCUCGCUUCAGCUACUGUUGCCGUGCACAUACUCAAUGGUGAGCUGCCAGCCGCGGUUCACCACGGAAAUGCGGCCUGUGAGCAGCCCCGCCCCGCGUGGGGUUGGGUAACUCUGUUCCUGGUACUUCACAUCGCUGUCUGCAGGUGACACUACAGCCGUGUGUAGCGACCGCCACUUCACUUGCAAUUCAAGCGGCUGUCCCUGAGCGCCAUGAGGAGGCGUCUUCACCAGUGGGCUUCUGGCGCAUGAAAAUAUCGGAUGUUUGAAUAAGCAUAAGAAGAAUUUGAAGCACAUUCCGCCUCUAGACAGUUCAUCCAUCACCCAGACAGUUGCAUUUAGCUAAACACGGCAACAUAUCUCUCCUUUAAGGGGAGCACAACGUCUUGAAUACAAACAGAAGAUGCGUGAUUGAGAAUAGACAAUUUUCUUGUAACCAAAGGGGAAGGUUCUUGAAUAGUCUUAGUCAUUGCACAUAGGAGUUGUUUUCACAGUUCUUCUUUUACUUUUAUAAAUAUCUUAUCUUGUUGUAAAAUACUUGACAGAAAAAAACGGCGUGUUUUCAUAUUCUUUACGCCUCAGCACAUGCACAGAAAUUCAAAGGAUCCUCACAUUUCGUUCUCUAAUGAUCAUUCAAAACAUAUCUAUAAAGUAAAGAAAUUCCAAUUGUCAUUCUCAUGAUCUCGUAACUGUAUUGACCUUUUAAGUGCUAAAUUAUAUCUGUAUUAAAUUGAGGCAUGGUCAGCUUCAUGCUCGGAUCGCUUUGCCCUGGGGAAAACGUCCUCUGUAUCCAUUGGUUAGAGAAGUGUUUAUCUGUCUUUUUAUAAGUACCCCUUUUUAAAGAAAAAUAUUUUUGAAGUGCUCCAAAUACCUACAGUUUUCAAAUAUCCUAUUCUUUCUACCACUACAACAUACUUGAUUAAAUAAUUUAAUAGUAGGUGGCUGUUUGGAAGAAACUGCAAAAUAUUUAUUAGUUAAAAUUUUAAGAAGAAAGAAAGACAUUUAACUUGUGUUCACGUACCCUUCGCGUACUCCUAAAAGUACGCGUACCACGGGUUGAUAAACACUGGGUUAGAAGAUUGAAUGGAUCCCAGAGCCAGUCCCGAUGAAGCAUCAAUAAGAUAAUCCUCUGCGUGGAAUAGCGGCUGUAAACCCCAUAUCCUAGCCUGAUUUAUCAAUCAGGUUUUAAUUCAAAUACAAUUAUUUUCUCUGUGGUCUAGUGGUCAGAGUUCCUGCCUACAGAUCCAGAAUUCCCGGGUUCGA
Molecule: messenger RNA, 2382 nt
Organism: Cryptotermes secundus
Lineage: Eukaryota; Metazoa; Arthropoda; Insecta; Blattodea; Kalotermitidae
Exons: 9
Coding region: 211-1269 (352 amino acids)
Biological process (GO): synapse organization
Cellular component (GO): neuron projection membrane
Source: RefSeq, a predicted model, not a curated record